AUGGAGCUUCGAGUUGGAGGAAAGUUCCGCCUUGGGCGCAAGAUCGGAUCCGGAUCCUUCGGUGACAUUUACAUUGGCACCAACGUGCAGACCAGCGAGGAAGUAGCUAUCAAGCUGGAGUCCAUCAAGUCCAAGCACCCGCAGCUACUUUACGAGUCCAAGCUCUACAAGAUCCUCGCAGGAGGCGUUGGUGUGCCAAAUGUCCACUGGUAUGGAGUAGAGGGUGACUACAACGUCAUGGUCAUUGACCUCCUGGGGCCCUCGCUCGAGGAUCUGUUUAGCUUCUGCAACCGCAAAUUCAGUCUCAAGACUACCCUCAUGCUGGCCGACCAGAUGAUCAACAGGGUGGAGUACAUGCAUGCAAAGAACUUCAUUCACCGGGACAUCAAGCCUGAUAACUUCCUGAUUGGACUGGGAAAGAAGGCCAAUCAGGUGCACAUCAUUGACUUUGGCCUGGCGAAGAAGUACAGGGACCCCAAGACGCAGCAGCACAUCCCGUACAGGGAGAACAAGGCGCUGACUGGGACUGCCCGAUACGCCAGCGUGAACACGCACCUGGGCAUCGAGCAGAGUCGAAGAGAUGACCUGGAAGCUGUGGGUUACGUGCUCAUGUACUUCAAUCGCGGCAGCCUGCCUUGGCAGGGUCUGAAGGCAAACUCCAAAAAAGAGAAGUAUGAGAAGAUCAUGGAGAAGAAGAUGUCCACCCCUAUCGAGGUGUUGUGCAAGCACUUCCCUUGCGAGUUCGCUACAUAUCUGAACUACUGCCGCAGCCUGCGAUUCGAAGAUCGACCAGACUACGCCUACCUUCGUAGACUGUUGAAGGACUUGUUCUUCAGGGAAGGCUACCAGUAUGAUUUCGUUUUCGACUGGACCAUCCUGAACUACCAGUCGAAGGAGGGCGCCAGCAGCCGACGGCGCGAGGACAAGCCCUGCCAGAGUAAGGCAGAAAGUUGCACUGGAACCUACGCUUGCAGGGUCAGGGGGACUUAG
This is a messenger RNA of Symbiodinium pilosum, 990 nucleotides long. The record is from the annotation of a GenBank genome assembly. Lineage: Eukaryota; Dinophyceae; Suessiales; Symbiodiniaceae.